GGUAGUUUAUCCAAACAAUCGUGCAAUCCACCUAUUUCCUUACCUUCCACCAACACCAACAUACCCUCCUCCAAGUCCAUUCCCACACCCAGCAAACACCCUUCAUUACCUAAGCAAACCGCCACAAGAUCACCACCAACCACACCACCACCACCACCACCAAAAGCAAAUCAACCCCACCACCCACCAUGCCCCCCAACAACAACAACCUCCUCCUCCUCCUCGACUUCGACACCACCAUAACCCAAUCCGACACCCUCGCCUCCCUCGUCACCCUCUCCAUCGCCGCCCUCCCAGCCACCACCCCAGCCCAAAAAACCGCCCUCACCAACCUCUGGUCCGAGAUCGUGCGCGACUACCUCGCCGCCCACGCCGCCCACCGCGCCGCCUACCGUCCCCCCGCCGAGGAGCGCACCACCCUAGCUGAGGAGCUGGAUUUUCUGGAGAGUGUGGCCGGGGUGGAGCGGGCGUCGGUUGCGAGGGUGGGGAAGGCGGGGUUCUUUCGGGGGUUGGAUGAGGGGGUGUUGGAGGGGGUUGGGAGGAGGGCGGUUGCGUUGGGGAGGGGGGAGGGUGGUGAUGAAAAUGGGGAUGGGGAUGGGGAUGGGGAUGGGGAGGUGGAGGUGGGGGUGAGGGUGAGGAAGGGGUUUGGGGAGUUGUUGGAGAGGUAUGGUGAUGGUGGAAAGGGGUGGGAUGCGGCGGUGGUGAGUGUGAAUUGGUCGGGGGCGUUUAUCAAGGGGGCUGUGGAGGCUGGGAGUGGAGGGAGGGGGAUAAAGAGAGUGGUUUCGAAUGAGAUUGGGUUUCCUGACGGGAUGGUUGAGGGGCCGCCGGAGUUGGGCAAGAAGCCGCUCACCACAGCGGGGGAUAAGUUGCGGGCGAUGGAGUCGUUGAAGACGGGGCUCGCGGAAGAAAGGGUGGUGUAUUUUGGGGAUUCCGCGACGGAUUUGGCGUGCUUGGUGGGAGCGGACUUGGGGGUGAUCAUGGCGGACGAUGGGGAAACUAAGCUGUUGAAGUUAUUGGCGAGGAUAGGGUUCGAGGUGCCGCAUGUGCAAGAGGCUAGGGAAGGAAACAAGAUGGUGUGA
Molecule: messenger RNA, 1079 nt
Organism: Chaetomium fimeti
Lineage: Eukaryota; Fungi; Ascomycota; Sordariomycetes; Sordariales; Chaetomiaceae
Exons: 2
Coding region: 189-1079 (296 amino acids)
Source: RefSeq, a predicted model, not a curated record